AGGUUCGGAAUCAGAACGCCGUUAGAAGCAUAAAAUUCAUCUUGACGAAAUCGUUUGAGUUUCCCUCCUUCCUUUUCAAUCGCGACAAUGGAAGCUCCUCCCAUCUUCCACCAUUCCGAUUUGCACCAUCCUGGAGUAGGAGGUCAGAAAGCGAAAAGAGGCAAAUUUUUGAAGGGAGAUUCGGUUUCUGUGGUAGCUCCUCAGAAGAAAAUUCUGGCUGACAUAACCAACAUGGAUCAACCAAUGCACCACCCUGCAGCACCAGUUCUUAUGCCUACAAAUAAUGUCUCUGUUGAAAUGAUUCUCAAAGAAAAUGAGAAUUUAAGGAAGCUCCUAGCUAACAGAAAUGCGGUAAUAGAAUCUUUUAGAACAGAGCUCCAAAAGUAUCGGAAGCAAAAUUCUGAACUUGCACUUGCGAAUACUCAAAUGAUGCGGGAGAUUAAUUCAAGUAGACAAAUGGUGAGGGAAUUUCAGGUUGAAUUAGCAAGCAAAAAUGGUGUACUCAAUGCUAUGAAAUUAAAAUUGAUGGAAACUGAUCACAGAGCAAAACUAAAUAAUGACAUUGAUGAAGAUGAGCAGUUAGAUCAAAAGUUUCAAGAAGAUAACAAGGGGGGAGGAAAAAGGAAGAGAGUUCCCAGAUCACAAUCUACUGCACCUGCUGUCAGGAAACAAGUCAAAUCAACAGAAAAGGUUGACACUCAGAGGUAUUCUUCGAGAAGGAAAUCUGCAGCGUUGAAAGCUGGAAAACUAGGACCAACUGACGACUUGUUUGAAAUAAAUAAUGAUGCCUUGCAUCUACCUGAAAAUUUGGCAAAUAAGACCGAAUCAACAUCAUUAGGAUCCAAAGUUCAUGAUGUGGCUGGACAAGAUACUGAAUGUAAUUCCUCGGGAGCUACUAACACUGAACAAGUUCCUGCCAAAAAGAAUAUUGAAAAUAAGAGGCAUAGUUUGAGAAGGCAAUCUGCCCUGUUCAGACCUGAGAAUCCAGAACCAUCUGAAGACUUCUUUGAUGUCAACAAUCCAAAAUUUGAGGUCUCCAAUUUAUGUGAUGAUAUUGCAGAAAGUGUAACUUCAGAAAACAAUGCUUGUGCGCCUGGUCCUCAAGAAAUACGAAGAUCGUCUAUUGGCCGGCCUUUGCGUCGAUCAGCUGUGAAGAUUGUUUCCUAUAAGGAAAUUCCACUUAAUGUGAAGAUGCGUAGGGAAAACUAAGUUGAUUGAAUUUCAUAAAGUUUUCACUGAACUGUCAAUACAAGAAGAAUAGAAGUGGAAAUCUGAAAGCCUGAUGGUAUGUCCUACAUCCCCAUGCCACAAUGCAUUUUGGUAGGGAUUGUUUUGAUUUGUUAAAUAGCUUAUUGUUUAGGACUCUGCAUAAUUGAAAACCGAUGUAUGUUCUAUUGUAGGCAAUUUUAGAUGAUAAUAUUUGAUCCACUGAAGUCAUGUCGUUGUUUCCUCCCCUUCCCUCCUUGUCACAUUGUAAAUUAAACUUACAGUGCUGACCAGGUGGUUCUCAGUUUUUAAAAUGCUAAUGGAGUUCACAGCAAAAAGUAAGGUAGUUGAAUUGUAAUUGCUUACUUCAUUGUGCUUGAACUUAUUCUUCUAAAAGUUGAUUUUGUAGAGAAUUGAGUUUGUAUGCAGUGAAUCCAGUUAUUUAUGUUUA
Molecule: messenger RNA, 1657 nt
Organism: Trifolium pratense (red clover)
Lineage: Eukaryota; Viridiplantae; Streptophyta; Magnoliopsida; Fabales; Fabaceae
Product: shugoshin-1-like
Exons: 12
Coding region: 88-1209 (373 amino acids)
Biological process (GO): meiotic sister chromatid segregation; maintenance of meiotic sister chromatid cohesion
Cellular component (GO): chromosome, centromeric region; nucleus
Source: RefSeq, a predicted model, not a curated record